UGAUGAUGCCUGAACACGACGGAGGGGUUUGCUUUGUUGAUUGUGUUGGUUAGGUUCGAAGAUGAACAAAAAUGGCGUUAUUCCGUCGUGGAUGAAGCAGCAAUGGCGGGGCAUAGUGAAAGUGCGUUUGAAAUGGGUCAAGAACCGAAGCCUGGACCACGUCAUCGACAAGGAAACCGAUCUGAAGGCGGCGUGCCUCCUUAAGGACGCCGUGAACCGCUCCUCCACCGGCUUCCUCACCGCGCAAUCCGUCGCCGACUGGCAGAAACUCCUCGGCCUGACCGUCCCCGUCCUCCGCUUCCUCCGCCGCUACCCCACCCUCUUCCACGAGUUCCCCCACCCUCGCUGGCCCUCCCUCCCCUGCUUCCGCCUCACCGACACCGCACUCUUCCUCCACUCCCAGGAACUCUCCCUCCACCAAACCCACCAAAACGGCGCCGUCGAAAAACUCUCCAAGCUCCUCAUGAUGUCCAACUCACGCGCCCUCCCUCUCCACUCCCUCCACGCGCUCAAGUGGGACCUCGGCUUACCCGACACCUUCCACAAAACCCUAGUCCCCCAAUUCCCCAACCACUUCCAAUUCGUCAAGUCCCCCAACGGCGUCGUUUCGCUCAAGCUAUCCCGCUGGCCCGACGAACUCGCGGUUUCCGCACUGCAGAAGCACAACGAGGGUGGGACCCACUACCGCGAAUUCAAGCGGGGACAAUCCGCGUUGGCUUUUCCGAUGCGGUUUCCGAGGGGCUACGGCGCGCAGACAAAAGUGAGGACGUGGAUGGAGGAGUUUCAGAAGCUUCCUUAUGUUUCUCCUUAUGUGGAUUCCACGAAGAUUGAUCCUAACAGCGAUUUGAUGGAGAAGCGUGUGGUUGGGGUUCUGCACGAGAUUUUGAGCUUGACUCUGCACAAGAAAACCAAGAGGAACUACUUGAGGGGCUUGAGGGAAGAGUUCAACCUUCCGCAUAAGUUUACCCGCAUUUUCACCAGGUAUCCUGGGAUUUUUUACCUCUCCUUGAAGUGUAAAACCACCACGGUUACUCUCAAGGAAGGUUACCAGAGUGGGAAAUUGGUGGACCCGCAUCCUCUUGCUCGGCAUAGAGAUAAGUUCUACCAUGUGAUGCAGACGGGGCUGCUUUAUCGCGGUGACGGAUCCUUGAAACCUCGGGAGAACAAGAUUGAAAAUGAUGAGCUAAGGAGUGAGGACGAGGUUGAAAUGAGUGACCAACUCUGCGAGAGUGAAUGAGAUUUUGGUGCAGAAUUGUGUUAGUAUGAUACACGCAACAGGAUAAUUCGUUUUAAAGAAAAAUUGUUUCCUCCCCAGGUUUGCAAGAAAUAUCAUAGGAGUGGAAAGAAGAUCAUUUUAGGUAGAAAAGUAUUGCCUGAUGCAGGCAAGGAACAUGAUCUUCCUUGAGAAAUUGUUGCAACAAAAUGUUGUGUACCUGUGUGAGCGGCUUUAAACUUUCUUGUUCGAGGGCAGUUUGUUGAAGCUAUUGAAUAUGCUGGAGAUCACUGAAACUGAACUACUCUGGCCUGAAUGGUUUACGGACAUUAUUUAUCAGCUGUAUCUCCUAAUCAUGUUACAGUAUUCUUUAUUUUUUGCCACUUUGGCGAUCUGUCAACCCGCACUUAUGUUUUGAUUCUAAGGUGGAAAUUUGAGUUGACAAAUAACACAAAAUGUAGGAUUUUUUUUCUCCCUAUGUUGAGAAUUUGUUGCACCAAAAGUUUUCUUUAUUAUGGUUCA
Glycine soja is the source of this 1735-nucleotide messenger RNA. Its product is annotated as protein WHAT'S THIS FACTOR 9, mitochondrial-like. The record is from RefSeq and is a predicted model, not a curated record. The coding region runs from base 62 to 1237 and encodes 391 amino acids. The transcript has 2 exons. Gene Ontology annotation, molecular function: RNA binding. NCBI's taxonomy places the organism in Eukaryota, Viridiplantae, Streptophyta, Magnoliopsida, Fabales, Fabaceae.